CCUGGCGGCUCCCGCGGCGCCCCUGGUGGGGACAAUGGCGCUGCUGCUGGUGACAGGUGUGGCAGGUGACACGCGCGUGGUGGGUGGCCACGCCUGCGUGCCGCACUCGCAGCCCUGGCAGGUGGCCGUGCUGGACAUGUACAAACUCUACUGCGGGGGGGUCCUGAUAGCGCCGCGCUGGGUAGUGACAGCGGCGCACUGCACCACACCUGGGGUGACCACGGUGGCGCUGGGCAAGCACCGGCUGUACGCGCGCGAGGCCGGCGAGCAGCGCCGCAUGGUCGCUCGCCGCGUGGCCCACCCGGGCUACGACCCCUCCACCAAGGACAACGACAUCAUGCUGCUCAAGCUGGUGGCCCCCGCCGCCAUCUCGGAGCGCGUCCGGCCCAUCGCCGUGGCCUCGUGCCUGCCCGAGGCCGGCACCACCUGUGUCACCUCGGGGUGGGGCGCCACCACCUCACCUGAAGUGACGUACCCCGAGGUGCUGCAGUGCGUUAACGUCACGCUCUUCUCCUCGGCCGAGUGUCGCCGCUUCUACCCCGACUCCAUCACGGCCAACAUGAUCUGUGCCGGCAACGUGCAGGGGGGCACCGACUCCUGCCAGGGCGACUCCGGCGGCCCCCUGGUGUGCCGGGGCGCGCUGCAGGGCAUCGUCUCGUGGGGCAUGGAGCGCUGCGGGCAGCCCCGGCGCCCCGGCGUCUACACCAAGGUUUGCCGGUACGCGCGCUGGAUCCGCGACACCAUGGACGACACCUGAGGGGCCGCGCCGAGACGCCGCCGAGGAC
Molecule: messenger RNA, 785 nt
Organism: Catharus ustulatus (Swainson's thrush)
Lineage: Eukaryota; Metazoa; Chordata; Aves; Passeriformes; Turdidae
Product: kallikrein-14-like
Exons: 6
Coding region: 35-757 (240 amino acids)
Biological process (GO): proteolysis
Molecular function (GO): serine-type endopeptidase activity
Source: RefSeq, a predicted model, not a curated record